GCCAUGAAGUGGCGCACUGCUCCAAAAAUCUAUUUGCAAGCUGACCAGAAGAAGUGUACGUCACACACGGAAGUGUCAACAUGGAGGACGGUAAAGAAGUUUCCACGAAUUCACUUCUGAAAGAUGAGUGCUAUUCGGAUUUCCUGGACGAAGAUUUUGACGUGAAGACGUACACAGCACAGGCUAUCCAUCAUGCCGUCAUCGCCGAGCAGUUGGCCAAGCUGGCACAGGGCAUCAGCCAGCUUGACAAGGAGCUGCACAGCCAGGUUGUGGCAAGGCAUGAAGACUUGUUGGCUCAGGCUACAGGGAUCGAGUCUCUUGAAGGGGUUCUUCAGAUGAUGCAGACAAGGAUUAGUGCACUGCAAGCCGCUGUUGAGAGAAUGAGGACAAAGAUUGUUGAUCCCUAUAACAAGAUUGUGGGCAGAAUCACUCAGCUAGCCAGACUGCAGGUAAGUUUAAACAUAAUCUAUCUGAUUGUGAAUUAUGUUUUACAAUGCUGCUAAAAAGUUGUUUUUCUG
Poecilia latipinna (sailfin molly) is the source of this 518-nucleotide messenger RNA. RefSeq names its product conserved oligomeric Golgi complex subunit 5-like. Gene Ontology annotation, biological process: intra-Golgi vesicle-mediated transport. The record is from RefSeq and is a predicted model, not a curated record. Gene Ontology annotation, cellular component: COG complex. The transcript is spliced from 5 exons. Lineage: Eukaryota; Metazoa; Chordata; Actinopteri; Cyprinodontiformes; Poeciliidae. Bases 81 to 503 code for a protein of 140 amino acids.